This is a messenger RNA of Thunnus maccoyii (southern bluefin tuna), 706 nucleotides long. Its product is annotated as histone H1-like. Gene Ontology annotation, molecular function: DNA binding; structural constituent of chromatin. Gene Ontology annotation, biological process: nucleosome assembly. The transcript has a single exon. The record is from RefSeq and is a predicted model, not a curated record. Bases 44 to 661 code for a protein of 205 amino acids. Gene Ontology annotation, cellular component: nucleosome. Lineage: Eukaryota; Metazoa; Chordata; Actinopteri; Scombriformes; Scombridae.
AACAUACAGUCCGCGAGACAAACAGCAGGCUACACACGCAAAGAUGGCAGAAGAAGCUCCAGCAGCGGCCCCGGCGAAAGCCGCACCUAAAGCCCCGAAGAAGAAGAGCGCUCCCCGGCCCAAGAAGGACGGACCCACUCUCAACAAGCUGAUCAUCGGCGCUGUGGCGGAGUCCAAGGAGCGUAAAGGGCUGUCGGUGGCGGCGCUCAAGAAGAUUCUGGCUACCAAAGGCGUCGAUGUCGUGAAAGCUAACAAACGCAUCAAUACUGCGGUCACGAAGCUGGUGACUAAAGGCACUCUGACCCAGACUAAAGGGACAGGGGCCUCCGGCUCCUUCAAGCUCGCCAAGGAGACCAAACCCGCCAAGCCGGUCAAGAAAGUGGUGAAGAAGAAAGCCGCCGUCAAAGCCAAGAAGCCCGCAGCCAAGAAACCCGCAGCGGCUAAGAAGCCCAAGACAGCGGCAGCGAAGAAGACAGCAGCCGUUAAGAAAUCCCCCAAGAAGGUCAAGAAGCCCGCAGCGGCCAAGAAAGCAGCCAAGAGCCCCAAGAAGGCCGCCAAGAGCCCCAAGAAAGUGGUGAAAAAGGCUCCUGCAGCUAAGAAAGCUCCCGCAAAGAAGGUCGCCAAACCCAAAGCCAAGAAGGCAGCACCCAAGAAGAAGUGAGCUGUCAUCAGUCUGAACAUGUGAACCUGAUCAAAGGCUCUUUUA